GAUGUCUUCUGGUGCGUUAUUUCCAAGCCUGGUGCCUGGCUCUCGGGGCUCGUCCAGCAAGUACCUGGUCGAAUUCCGUGCAGGAAAGAUGUCUUUGAAAGGCAGCACUGUCACCCCAGACAAGAGGAAAGGGCUGGUAUACAUCCAGCAAACCGAUGAUUCUCUCAUUCACUUCUGUUGGAAGGACAGAACUUCUGGGAACGUGGAGGAUGACCUGAUUAUUUUUCCUGAUGACUGUGAGUUCAAGAGGGUGCCUCAGUGUACUACAGGCCGUGUGUAUGUGCUGAAAUUCAAGGCUGGUUCCAAGCGACUUUUCUUCUGGAUGCAGGAGCCCAAGACGGAGAAAGAUGAAGAACACUGCCGGAAGGUGAACGAGUAUCUCAACAACCCUCCGAUGCCCGGAGCUCUGGGUGGCAGCGGAAGUGGAGGCCAUGAGCUCUCCGCCCUAGGAGGUGAAGGUGGCCUGCAAAGCCUCCUGGGAAACAUGAGCCACAACCAGCUCAUGCAGCUGAUCGGACCCACGGGCCUCGGAGGACUCGGUGGGCUCGGUGCUCUGACCGGUCCUGGCCUGGCUAGUCUGCUGGGAAGCGGAGGCCCCCCCACCAGCAGCUCUUCCUCAAGCUCUCGCAGCCAAUCAGCCGCCGUGACGCCAUCUUCCAGUACUUCGUCCACACGGGUAACGCCGGCCGCCACUGCUCCUGCCGCUGCCGCGGCGACCAGCCCCAGUCCCGCCCCAAGCUCAGGAAAUGGAACCAGUACAGCCACCAGCCCAACCCAGCCCAUUCAGCUGAGUGACCUCCAGAACAUCUUGGCGACUAUGAAUGUACCCGCUGGAACUGGAGUUGACCUGUCGAGCGUCCUAACCCCAGAGAUAAUGGCACCCAUUCUGGCGAACACCGAAGUUCAAGAACGGCUGCUGCCUUACCUGCCUUCUGGAGAAUCUCUGCCACAGACAGCGGAGGAGAUCCAGAACACGCUGACCUCGCCACAGUUUCAGCAGGCACUGAGCAUGUUCAGCGCCGCCUUAGCUUCUGGGCAGCUGGGACCCCUCAUGAGUCAGUUUGGCUUGCCAGCCGAGGCAAUAGAUGCAGCAAACAAAGGUGACGUCGAGGCCUUUGCCAAAGCAAUGCAGAACAAUGUCAAGUCUGACCAAACCGAAGGGGACGCAAAGGACAAGAAGGACGAAGAGGAAGACAUGAGUUUAGAUUAGGUUGCGUACUGUCUGUGUCUCAGGGGUACUCCUAGAUAUUAAUUUAAAGUACAAUAAGUAGGAUCGCUAGCUAACCUGAUGUAUUGAAUCUACUAAUAAAGGAUCUCUCUGC
This is a messenger RNA of Euleptes europaea (tarantolino), 1322 nucleotides long. RefSeq names its product ADRM1 26S proteasome ubiquitin receptor (gene ADRM1). Gene Ontology annotation, cellular component: proteasome regulatory particle, lid subcomplex; nucleus; cytoplasm. Gene Ontology annotation, biological process: ubiquitin-dependent protein catabolic process. Lineage: Eukaryota; Metazoa; Chordata; Lepidosauria; Squamata; Sphaerodactylidae. Bases 2 to 1210 code for a protein of 402 amino acids. The record is from RefSeq and is a predicted model, not a curated record. Gene Ontology annotation, molecular function: ubiquitin binding; proteasome binding; endopeptidase activator activity. The transcript is spliced from 9 exons.